AUGUCCUGGCAGAGAUUCGUGGGUAGACGAGACAACACAUGGAAUGUGCUCUCCGACAACGAGUCCAAAUUCCUCGGUGCACAAAAGGAGUUGAGCAACUGGUUAAUGCGGUUAGACAAAUGCGCCCUGCAAGACCGACUGUUGCCAUCUGGAACCCAAUGGCACUUCCACCCACCCUACAGCAGUCACCGCGGAGGAGUUUGGGAACGCCUUAUACGGUCGGGGCCGGACGAUGAAACUUUGAGUACAUUUCUGGUAGAUGCCGAAAGGAUACUCAACAACCGACCGCUUGUACCCGUCACCAGCGAUGACCUGCAAGAGCCGGCGCCUACUCUCUAUAACCUUGUGCUUUUGAGGUUCAAUGAGAUUAUAGAGAUGGUAAAAGCUAUUGGUGGCUGCUAUACCUCGGGGUUGGAACUACCUGACCUGGCUGUUUUGGAAGCGUUGGACAAGAGAGUACCUGCCAGCCCUUCAAGCCCGAAAGGAGUGGUUGCAUAG
This is a messenger RNA of Echinostoma caproni, 498 nucleotides long. Lineage: Eukaryota; Metazoa; Platyhelminthes; Trematoda; Plagiorchiida; Echinostomatidae. The record is from the annotation of a GenBank genome assembly.